CUCUCUCUCUCUCUCUCUCUGCAAUUUUCCUUCAAGAAUCCAUCAGUCGAAGUGCGGGGAAAAAAAACCCAUCUUGUUCUCUUCCUCCAUCACCAGUAGUGCCGCCGCGGGAUGGGGUUGGGAGAUAGAAGUUGAAGGGGAAAGUGAUUCAGAAUGGCAUAAAAUGCGAUUAUGGGAGGUUUGAUUCAUUUGAUAAUAUAAUUUAGAUGCUAUGGCUUAUCAACAUUAUCGAUCACCAUUUGGUGACACCACUUUUACUAAGGUUUUUGUUGGAGGGCUUGCCUGGGAAACUCCUACUGAUGUAAUGCGCAGAUAUUUUCAGCAGUUCGGUGAAAUUCUUGAAGCUGUGAUCAUCACUGAUAAGAGCACUGGAAAGUCGAAAGGAUACGGAUUCGUAACAUUCAGUGACCCUGCAUCAGCAAAUAGGGCUUGUGCUGAUCCAAAUCCUGUCAUUGAUGGAAGAAAGGCAAAUUGUAAUAUUGCUUCAAUGGGACGGCCUCGACUAUCAUCACCUAGAGGCAGAAAUCAAAUGGGAAAUCCAUAUCAUGGAGGUGGAUUAGCACAGGGUGGAUCAUCGUGGUAUACACCAGUGCAUCCACCUCCACCGCCGCCGCCGCCACCUCCUCCGGCUAUCAAUCCACCUUAUGGGUAUGCAACGUAUCCACCUGAUUUUGGCUAUCUUCAGAGUAUGUAUAACCCUAAUGUUCAGCAAGCACAAUAUUAUCGUCCAUUAUAUGGGGGUUCAUCAUCGGCAAUGGGAAAUCCAUAUUAUAAUGGAUUUUCUAUAGCCCAGGCACAACGUAUGCAAGGACAAUCUUAUCAGUACUAUCCUACGCUGAUGGAGGGCUCUACUCCAACAUGUCCUCCUCCUCCUCCUCGUCUUCCUUUACUACAGUCAACAAGACAAUCUUUGUCAUCUCCUACCGAUUCACAGGCUCCUCCCCGAACCUCAACAGAAACAGAAGCCGGGCAUGCAACUUCAGGAAGUACCACUUCCUCAGAAACUCACUGGAGUACUGUACAUAUCAUGGUCAAAACUGUUUAUUUGUAUAAUUUUUUUUUCCCUACAAAUUAGUAUUUGUUCUUCCUUCUCAAUAACUAUUUGCAUCAAUGUCUUUAUUUAAUUUUUAUUGGUGUACUGUAGCAUUAUGGAGCACCGAGUAAACUCAUCACUAACAACAUAA
Messenger RNA from Olea europaea var. sylvestris, 1184 nucleotides. Its product is annotated as RNA-binding protein 24-B-like. Bases 212 to 1075 code for a protein of 287 amino acids. The record is from RefSeq and is a predicted model, not a curated record. Gene Ontology annotation, molecular function: RNA binding. The transcript has 6 exons. Lineage: Eukaryota; Viridiplantae; Streptophyta; Magnoliopsida; Lamiales; Oleaceae.